Neoarthrinium moseri is the source of this 2691-nucleotide messenger RNA. RefSeq lists its product as uncharacterized. Gene Ontology annotation, cellular component: m-AAA complex; membrane. Lineage: Eukaryota; Fungi; Ascomycota; Sordariomycetes; Amphisphaeriales; Apiosporaceae. The record is from RefSeq and is a predicted model, not a curated record. The coding region runs from base 1 to 2691 and encodes 896 amino acids. Gene Ontology annotation, molecular function: metalloendopeptidase activity; ATP binding; ATP-dependent peptidase activity. Gene Ontology annotation, biological process: protein-containing complex assembly; mitochondrial protein processing. The transcript has 2 exons.
AUGUCAAGCUUCAUCCGGCGGUCGACGGGCCUCGCGCGCAUCACCAAAUCCUCCCUCAAUGCAUACGCCCGGUCAGGCCUGAGGGCCACUCGCUUCUCUCAGAGCUCGCCCGCCGUGUGGGCUGCGCGCCACCAGCAGCUGCGCUACUACUCCAGCGACCAGAACGACCCGAAGAAGCCGUCCGACAAGCCGGAGCAGAAGAACGCCUCGUCGCCCGGCCCAACCGAGGGUAAGGCCCCCGAGCCGUCCGGAGGCGACGGCGCGCAGCCGAAUGAGCGCCCGCCGCUACCUGAGGGCUGGGUGUACCUGUCCGAAUCAGAGCACGCAGAACUCAGGAAGGUAGCAGUCGACAGUUCCAAAUGGCUACCAAAAUAUGGCGACGGAAAGGAUGCCAAAGAUCUCAUGGAUGACAUCAAGGAGACUGGCGUGCCCAAGGAACUGCGUGAUCUUCUGCGCAAGAAGUUGGACGGCUCGUUCAGCCUCAGGGACGCCGGCACAUUCCUCAAAUCUAUCAACUCGCUCUCGAAUCAACUGGCCCAGAGAAUGGUGGAGAAGAACCAUCCCGAGUUCUUCAAGGACAAAUCGCCCGACCAGAAGCAAGGAAAACAGUCGCAAGAUGAGAACAAGUCAACAGCUGACGGCAAGAAGGCUCGCCCGAACCAGCCGCCAGAGAAUCCUCUCAAAGGCAACGACUGGAUCACCACCAUCAUUGGUUCUCUGGUAGCCUACUACCUAUACAACUCAAUGUUCUCUGGAGACAGCCGGGAAAUCACAUGGCAGGAGUUGCGCAAGAACUUCCUUGCCAAGGGCUUGGUAGAGCGGCUCGUCGUCACUGGAAACCAGGUCAGGGUGGACCUGAACCAGGAGGCCACCAGGUCCAUGUAUCCCGACUCCGCUGCAGCUCGCCCAGGUUUCAACUACUACUUCUCCAUUGGUUCCAUCGAUGCCUUCGAGCGUCACCUCGACGAAGCUCAGCAGGAACUUGGUAUCCCCCCUACCGAGAGGAUACCUGUAAGCUACCAGGGCGCCAGCCAGAUGGCCAACCUCCUCACCGCCUUUGGCCCAACUCUUCUCAUCGUUGGAUUGAUCUACUGGGCGUCUCGUCGUGGACCCGGAGGCGGUGGUGCCGGCGGCAUGUUCGGGUUCGGUAAGAGCAAGGCCAAACGUUUCAACCACGAGUCAGCUGUCAAGGUCAAGUUUUCCGACGUUGCUGGUAUGGACGAGGCCAAGCAGGAGAUCAUGGAGUUCGUCAGCUUCUUGCAGAAGCCUGAGAGAUUCCAGAGACUUGGAGCCAAGAUCCCCCGAGGUGCGAUCUUGUCAGGCCCGCCGGGUACCGGUAAGACUCUUCUCGCAAAGGCAACGGCCGGCGAAUCAGGUGUCCCCUUUUUCAGCGUCAGUGGUUCAGAGUUCGUGGAAAUGUUCGUUGGUGUUGGUGCUUCCAGAGUUCGUGAUCUGUUCGCAAAUGCGAGAAAGAACACGCCUUGUAUCAUCUUCAUCGAUGAGAUUGACGCUAUCGGCCGAUCACGUUCCGAGGGCAGUGGCAGGUUCAGCGGCGGUAAUGAUGAGCGCGAAGCAACUCUUAACCAGAUCCUGACAGAGAUGGACGGUUUCAACACGACGGAGCAGAUUGUUGUGCUUGCCGGUACCAACAGACCGGAUGUCCUGGACAAGGCCUUGAUGCGGCCUGGGCGUUUCGAUAGACACAUCAACAUUGACAGGCCUACCAUGAAGGGUAGACAGGAUAUCUUCAAGGUAUACUUGAAGAAGGUCGUGACAAACGAAGAGAUCGAGCACUUGAGCGGAAGACUAUCAGCUUUGACGCCCGGUUUCGCAGGCGCCGAUAUCGCGAAUUGUGUCAACGAAGCCGCCCUUGUUGCCGCACGAUCAAACGCUACGUCUAUCACCAUGAAGCACUUUGAGCAAGCCAUCGAGCGUGUUAUCGGAGGUCUCGAGCGCAAGUCUCUUGUAUUGAGCCCCGAGGAGAAGAGAACAGUCGCGUAUCACGAGGCUGGACACGCCAUCUGCGGUUGGUUCUUCAGAUGGGCAGACCCCCUUCUUAAAGUCUCUAUCAUUCCGCGUGGGCAAGGAGCCUUGGGCUACGCCCAGUACUUACCAGGCGACGUUUAUCUCAUGACUGAGAGACAGCUUCUGGACCGUAUGGCCAUGACGCUUGGCGGACGCAUCUCGGAAGAGCUCCACUUCCCUACCGUUACGACUGGAGCCAGUGAUGACUUCAAGAAAGUUACACAGAUGGCCACCGCCAUGGUCACGCAGUGGGGCAUGUCAGACAAGCUCGGUCCUCUCCACUUCAAGAACGACGAAAACCAAAUCGUCAAGCCAUUCGCCGAGUCCACCGCUCAGACCAUUGAUGCAGAGGUUCGCCGCAUCAUAGACGAAGCGUACAAGCAGUGCAAGGAUCUGUUGAUUGAGAAGAAGAAGGAAGUUGGGAUCGUUGCCGAGGAACUGCUGAGCAAGGAGGUGCUCACCCGAGAUGACAUGGUCCGACUUCUUGGCAAGAGGCCGUUCGAUGACCGUGAGGAGUUCAACAAGUACUUUGGUGUCGACGUCGACAAGCCCAAGCCAGGCCAGGAGAGUGUGCCGCCCUCACCACCCAACGAUGGUUUAGACCAGCCGCCUAUCCCGCCGCAGCCCGCGAUUUUCGAGCAGGUCAAGGGGGACCAGUUCAGGUGA